GGCACUGGAGGUUCAUCCUGAACUGGGAUGGGAAGAGGCAGCUCAGGGUGAUGUCCCCUCCCCCGAACAGUGACAGGUGACUUGGCUGUGAUGAGCCCUGAAAGGGAAACAAAGUCAGGGGCAGAGAUCCCGCUGCCCAGUGACCCCAGAGAACCUGGCUGCAGCCCUGGCUCCAGAAACCCCGGGGACGCUCACUGCUGACCGGGCCAUUGACUGUCUGGUUGGUAGUACUGCAGGGCUGGCAGGCUCCCUGCUAAUAGUCGUGUGGUCUUUAGGCACUAAACAACAAUUGUAAUAUUAAAUACUGUAAUGUGGAAGUAUAUGUGUUAGUACAUGCUAGGUGUGUACACACGUGUAUUCAUGUGUAUCUGCAUGUAGGUGCAGGAGUCAGUUUCUACAGAUUCCUUUAUAUAGGUAGCCGGACAGAUGUGCACUUCUGUGGUUGUGCUCUAUGGAUUUGUAUUUGGGCUUCAGGAGUGGGUCUUUAAUGGACCCGUUGCAGCUGUGAUAAUGUGUGGGCCUAAUGCCACACAUAAAAUUACAAUAACUUGAAUGAACAAAACACAUGGAGCUGGUUACGAAAAAUGGGAAGAGAGGCAGGAAAGAAUCAUGAAAAACUUGGUGAAAUUUCAUUUUUUUUUAAUUGCCCUUUUUGACUAUUUUUUGCUGCCAGGUCUAGCAUCCUGUAACAAAUAAAACCUGAAUUUAGCAUAAUACAUCUGUCAAAACAAUGCCUGUUUGGGUCUUGCAGUGAAUAUGAGCAUGUGAGAGAGGGUGGGGGACAGCAAGGGACAGAGGAAGAGAGGAUGGGGUGGGGGGGCCUCAGGCAGGGGUGGGGCAAAUUUCUGCACAAAUUCUGCAUGCGCAGUGAUGCAAAAUUCCCUCAGGAGUAGCAGGUGCCUUGUACCGUCCUCACUGUCAGAGACAGGAUACCAGGCUAGAUGGACCUUUUGGUCUGAUCCAGUGUGGCUGGGGCGGGGGAUGUUCCCCAUGCUCCAGCCCCCCCAUUUCACCCUCUGUGAUGCUGGCAGAUGAGGUGAGCCCUGGGCCUCACUGAAUGCUUACAAAUGCAUGGCUGAAGCUAGGCCGAUUCACUUGGGAUCUAAGUGAUUGUGAGAUGUAUAAGAGUAGUUGGGGUUUAAGCAUUCUGAAAACGAAUGGGGUGUUAUAUGCCUUGCAUUUACUUAUCUGUACCCCGUUAUAAUGUAACCACAAACGUUUACGUGGUGUACAUCCCUGUAACUGAAUAACCCACCCAACGAGAGAGACGCCCUGUGGAAUGCGUUGCCAACUUUCUAAUUGCUGACAUGAGGCCCCGCCCCUCCACUCUGCCUUUUCUCUGAAGCCCUGCCCCCAGCUCCUCUCCCCUCCUCUCCCCUCACUUGCUGCUCUCCCCACCCCUUUCCUCAUCUCUGGAUAGUCUCCACCUCCCUCCCGCCCCAGCUGGGCUCCCUGUGCUCCUGGGCUGGGACUGGAGCUGCUAGCCUGAAAAGGAACCUGCCUGGAGGUCGAAGGCAGCCCCAAUGACCUGGUACCUCCCCCUGCCCUGCGGUUGCCAGAUGUUGAGUAUUUGGUCAGUACAUCUGAGCAGACACUGCCAGGUCCCCUUUUCGACCACGCUUUCCAGUCGAAAACCGGACUCCUGGCAACCUUAUGCAAAUGAAGCACUUUAACAGAGCAGGGCUAAUUUCGAAGCAAGUGGGCGCUGUGUGUGAUGAUCAGAGGUCAAAGCCUCUAGCUGCGUUCCUGUCUCGCCGUCCUCAAAGGAAGAGCCCACAGGGGCGGUGACCCCGUCAGCUUGUUUUCCUGGUAUGGAUUCAGCUGCCAGAAAUUCCCCUAGCUCGGCAAUUUAAAUACCCAACAAGGAGCGACUGAUAUUCAGAGCAGGUUUCAGGAGGCCACGCUGCCUGUGCCGGUCCCCCAUUUCCUGACCGCGACUCUCUCUGGGCUCUGUGUCUGCUGGGUCCUGCUGGGCGGCUCCGGGCAAAUCUGAGUCUCUGCGGCGUGUGAUGUGCCCUGGCCUUUGUUCCCCAAUUUUCCUGUUCCUUGUCUGGGGGGCUCAUUGGGGGCUCAUCACAGCUGAAUCGCCCGUCACUGCUCAGUUCGGGAGGGACGUCACCCUGAGCUGUCUCUUCCCGUCCCAGCCCGGGAUGAACCUCCAGCACCUGACAGUCACCUGGCAGAAGGAGCAGGUGGGGGCAGAGAUCUUGGUGGUUCAUAGUCACUAUUACGGGAAGGAGCAGCUGGAGAGACAGGACGAGGCUUAUAGGAACCGGACCUGGCUGGAUCCAGAGGGGCUGGCCCGGGGGAACGCAUCCCUGACGCUUAUGAGUGUCCGCACCCAGGAUGAGGGCAUCUAUCGCUGCCACGUCACCUCAGAGCUGGGCAGAACUUCGGAGACGAGGCAGGUUACAGUGCUGGCACCCUACAGUGAGCCUCAUCUGACCCUUGAGCUCUCGUUUCGGCUGGGCCACACCCUCUUGACCUUCAGCUCGGGGGGCGGGUACCCCCGGGCGAGCGUGGAGUGGAGGGACGGGACGGGAACCAACCUGACAGAGCUCAGCACUACCACAGAGUCCGUGGACACCCGGGGCCUUUACACCCUGUGCAGCGAGCUGGCCGUGCCCGUGGGGCGGAGCACCAACCUCACCGUGCUCCUGGUGACAGCACCCGGGCGGGAGACCCACAUGCAGCACAUCACAGUGGCAGCAGGACCCGGGCAGAGACGCAGCCACGUCUGGCUGCUGGUGGCCUGUCUGGGCGCCGUGACCCUGUCUGUGAUAGUGGCUGUGUGGAUCCUUCACUCUCCCGGCCGUGUGACUUGCAGACGCUGCUCAGAGAGUCGCUUCGCCGGGACGAGGGAUGUGGAGGAUCCUUCACCCCAGAGCCAGCUGGGCCCUGGGACCUGCCCAGCCCUGGGUACACCCACCCCCGGCCUCGGGGCUGAUCUCCUGGUGGCUCCCUCGCCUUCACGCCAAGGCUCUGUAGCUGGGAGCCAGGGGUCUCUAGAAUCGAUGGCCGCACUUCAUAGCAAGGACAGCACAGUUCUAUGGGCAGCACAGAGCCACUGCACCAGGACUUGCUCUUGUCCCUGACCCCUGCGACGGGAGAGACCCCUGCGAGGCGGGGACUGACCCAUGUCAAUACAACAGGGCUCAUACACUACAGCCCCCACUGGGGGGAACCUAACCCCGCUCACGCAGGGCAGCUCUUUGUCCCCCUCUAAUCACUGCCCCACAUCAGAGCGAUUAGUGAGAUCCCUGUGGGGCUAGGGCCAGAGCCUCAAAGGUAUUUAUAGAGCCCCAGAGAUCAUAUAAUCUCAGGGUUGGAAGGGACCUCAGGAGGUCAUCUAGUCCAACCCCCUGCUCAAAGCAAGACCGACCUCAACUAAAUCAUCCCAGCCAGGGCUUUGUCAAGCCUGACCUUAAAAACCUCUAAGGAAGGAGAUUCCACCACCUCCCUAGGGAACCCAUUCCAGUGCUUCACCACCCUCUAGUGAAAAAGUUUUUCCUAAUAUCCAACCUAAACCUCCCCCACUGCAACUUGAGACCAUUACUCCUUGUUCUGGGGCUGGGAGGGACCUCAGAGGACAGCUCGUUCAGCCCCUGCACUGAGGCGGGACCAAGUAACCCUAGAGCAGCCCUGAUAGGGGCUUGUCCAGCCUGGGCUUAGACACCUCCCGUGGCGGGGAUCCCACAACCUCCCUUGGACACCAAGUCCAGACUGAACUCCCCUGGGAGCUAGCAAGUGUUUCCGGAUAUCUACCCUCACUCUCCCUUGCUGCAGGUUAAGCCCAUUGCUGCUGCCUCUGCCUCCUGCGGAGAUGGAGAACAAUUUAUUACUGGGGGCAGGAGGGAGACCAAGGGGUGCAGGCGAUUGUGGGGGGUGGGAGGUGGACUGGGGAGUAUAGUACUAAGGGUGGGAUGGAGAGCAAUAGGAUGGCAGCUGCCCCACCCCAGGUUUAACAGAAGGACAUGACUCCUCCAUCACCCCGGAGCUGGCCCCAGAAAUCCUCUGUGUGUGUGUUCGCUUCCAGCUGGCUGGAGCACCCCCAACCCUCAUGCACGGGGCGCCGGCAGCCUCCCCUGGUGGCCCAGAGGGCAGAUUGGACUAUUUAUUUAUGAUGUUUUAAAAUCUCGUGAUUUCGAAGCCCGUCUUGUGAUUUCCAGGACCUGCCUCGUGGAUUUCAGAGGCGUGGGAUCGGCUGGGGUGGGUGGCAGGAGCUCACAGGAUUUGGAGACAGUCAAGAAGUUAUUGUGCAUAAUGUGCAGCUAUUGGUGUCACUUAUUUAUUUCUGUUGGUAGACAGAGCGAUUUUCUUCAAAAGAAACAAGACUUUCAAUAAAUGUGUAUUUUAUACUAAA
Messenger RNA from Malaclemys terrapin pileata, 4363 nucleotides. RefSeq names its product CD276 antigen-like. NCBI's taxonomy places the organism in Eukaryota, Metazoa, Chordata, Testudines, Emydidae. The transcript has 6 exons. The coding region runs from base 2010 to 3095 and encodes 361 amino acids. The record is from RefSeq and is a predicted model, not a curated record.